Molecule: messenger RNA, 663 nt
Organism: Malassezia vespertilionis
Lineage: Eukaryota; Fungi; Basidiomycota; Malasseziomycetes; Malasseziales; Malasseziaceae
Exons: 2
Coding region: 1-663 (220 amino acids)
Source: RefSeq, a predicted model, not a curated record
AUGUCCGACAGCACGGCGGAGCGCGGGUUUGUGCCACCUGCCGGUUACAAACGCGCAGAACUGGCAGAGACAAGCAUAGGGAAAGAUGAGGAAUUAUGGGUGAUUCGAAUUCCUGACGAGCUUGACGCGGAGCGGCUCGAUGGCACAACAAUUCCGCUAAAGUCGCUCGAAAGCAGCAAGCCUGCGACGCUCGCGAGUUUGCGUGUCGCUGACGAUACGUACGAGCUGCAUAUGAUGCAAAAGACACGUGCGCAUCGCGACGGCGGCACGCAGCUGAUCGAUAUUGCCGGCACGGCGCCGAAAAACCAGUAUCUCGAGCCGCAUUUCUACGAUGUGCACCCUGGCGGCGUCGCCGACGAUCUCUUCUCGAUUGCGGCUAUGGUACCAAGUGCGCAGAAUACGCUUGCUACAGCGCUCACACCCGUGCAUCGCCGCAUGUACAUUGCCCUAAAGCCGCCGGCUGGGCGCGUGGUCGGCGUCGAAACGGAGGCAAAGCCACACGAGCCGCACGUUCAGCCUUGGGAUUUGCUGACAGGACGGUGCUACCCAGCGGGAUCGCUCGCGCAGCCUUCGGCAGACAAGGAUACCAAGAAACAGAAGAAGCGCAAGAGCGGGAAAGAGGAAGAAAAGCCAAAGUCUGCGCGCAAGAAACACAAAUCGUAG